CUAACACGCGCCUGAGCCAAGGGCGACGCAAACUCUUUGGUCAAUGUUUGCUCGAGACUCCCAGCCCUGUUACUCGGGAACCGACUGUCAUAGCUGGCAGGCAAGGCGUGAGUCUUUUGUCUUGAGGUUCCGUUGAGUGAGCACCGCGGCCCUCUGUGUGUUUUACAAAACUGCCCCAAGCGCCCUCACCCAAGUCUGGUCACUUUGCAGGCUGCUCUUGCAUCCAGGAAAGCUCCAGCUGCCCCUGCGUCCAAGUCUCUUCUUCCUGUUUUGUUUUGACAAAGGGUCAUAACUUUGACGUCGACCACCAUGUCCGACAAGGAGUCGGUCCAAAUGUCGGAAAAGGCUCCCGACGCCAUCUCGCCUCCGGUUGUCGACACAGUCCACAAUGACGAAGCCUUGAAGGUCAUUUGCGGCUACAACGGUGAUACGGAGUGGACUGAGGAGGAAGAGAAGAAGAUCCGUCGCAAGAUCGAUUGGAAGCUGAUGCCCGUGCUCUGCUUCACCUACACUCUCCAGUACUACGAUAAGGCCAUGCUUUCACAAGCUGCCCUGUUCGGCCUGCGGACCGACCUGGACUUGCUGUCGGGCAACCGGUAUUCCAUGACUUCCUCCAUCUUCUACCUCGGCUUCAUAAUCGGAGCGUAUCCUGCCAUGAUUCUCGCCCAGCGAUUCCCCGUUGAACGCGUCGCCUCGGGCAUUGUCACCCUCUGGGGUCUCACCCUCAUCCUGACUGUCGUUUGCAACGAUUAUCGAGCUAUCUAUGCUCAACGGUUCUUCCUUGGCUUCCUAGAGAGCGGCGUCAGCCCCAUGUUUAUGCUCAUCGUGGGCAUGUGGUACAGGAAACCGGAGCAGGCAAUGCGGAUGGGCGUCUGGUACAGCUGGACAGGCUACGUCUCGUGCGUGUCACCUUUGAUCAACUACGGCUUCGGGCUCAUCGGCGGCGGCGUGUCGUCAUGGCGCUACAUGUACUAUUUCGCCGGCGGUCUCACCAUGCUGUGGGGUCUCGCCCUGUUCGUCGUCCUGCCUCCGGACCCGAUCCGCGCCAAAGGGUUCGACGAGAGGGAGCGCUACAUCCUCGUGGCGCGUCUCCGGACCAACAACUCGGGAGUCCGCAACACGCAUUACAAGAUCGAGCAGGUGACGGAGCUGCUGCUUGAUGUCAAGUUCUGGCUCGUCUUCGCCUUCGCCGUGCUCAGCAUGAUUGCCAACGGGCCGAUUUCGACCUUCAUCCCCAUCAUUGUCUCUGGCUUCGGAUUCAGCAGUCUGAACUCGCUUCUGCUGUUGAUUCCGGUAGGCGUAUGGGCCGGUUCCUGCAUGCUGCUUCUCUCCUUCCUGGCCCAGAAGGUGCCCGGCGCCCGAUGCUACCUCAUUGUCGCAGCCCAGCUGGGGACUAUUCUGGCCUGUCUGUUGCUGCGGCUGCUUCCCAUGUCAAACAAGGUCGGACUGCUAUUCGGCACUACCUUCCUGCCGUCCAUCGGAGGCGGAUAUGCGGUCCUCAUGGGACUACAGGUGGCCAACACGGCAGGCUACACGAAGCGGUCCAUUGCCUCGUCUGGGCUGUACAUCGGCUACUGCAUCGGAAACUUCAUCGGGCCGCUGCCAUUCAAGACCGAGGAUGCGCCGAGAUACGCCAGCGGCUUCCUCAUCGUCCUCAUCACGUCGGCCGUGGCGGCUGGCCUCAUAUUGGUGUACCGCUUUACCUGUCUCUCCGACAACAAAAGGCGUGACAAGGCUGGCAUCAUGGAAGGCUUUGACCAUGCCUACGAUGAUGAUCUGACUGACAAGACGAACCUGCAAUUUCGAUACGUUCUCUGAGGUUGUUAGCUGUACCCUGUUUUGUGUUGUGUGUGGUGGACAUGGUGGGACUUUGAGAAGAUGUC
This is a messenger RNA of Parathielavia appendiculata, 1883 nucleotides long. Its product is annotated as allantoate permease. Gene Ontology annotation, molecular function: transmembrane transporter activity. The transcript has 5 exons. Gene Ontology annotation, cellular component: membrane. Lineage: Eukaryota; Fungi; Ascomycota; Sordariomycetes; Sordariales; Chaetomiaceae. The record is from RefSeq and is a predicted model, not a curated record. The coding region runs from base 310 to 1818 and encodes 502 amino acids. Gene Ontology annotation, biological process: transmembrane transport.